Messenger RNA from Mauremys mutica (yellowpond turtle), 780 nucleotides. RefSeq lists its product as uncharacterized. NCBI's taxonomy places the organism in Eukaryota, Metazoa, Chordata, Testudines, Geoemydidae. Gene Ontology annotation, molecular function: antigen binding; immunoglobulin receptor binding. Gene Ontology annotation, biological process: defense response to bacterium; B cell receptor signaling pathway; innate immune response. The record is from RefSeq and is a predicted model, not a curated record. Gene Ontology annotation, cellular component: external side of plasma membrane; immunoglobulin complex, circulating; blood microparticle. The coding region runs from base 1 to 780 and encodes 259 amino acids. The transcript has 4 exons.
AUGGAGAUAAAAGACCCCGCCCCUCAGCCCUUGAUGACAUCACUCAGCCCAGCGCUGGCCCUCGGUGUCCGGUCCCAGGUGCAGCUGGUGGAGUCCGGAGGGGAUGUGAAAAAGCCCGGAGACUCUCUCCGCCUCUCCUGCAAAGCCUCCGGGUUCACCUUCAGCAGCUACUACAUGCACUGGGUCCGACAGGCUCCCGGGAAGGGGCUGGAGUGGGUGGCGUGGAUCAGUUCCCAAAGUGGAAGUGAACAGUUGUAUUCCCCGGCUGUGAAAGGCCGAUUCACCAUCUCCAGAGAGAACCCUAACAACCUGCUGUAUCUGCAACUGACCGGCCUGAAGCCCGAGGACACCGCCCGGUAUCACUGUGCGGGGGAAGCACAAUUAAGUCAGCUACUUCCUGUCCUAGUGCAGUGGUCGUGGAGAGCAAUUGGUGCCCGCUCGCAGGGGGCUCUGACCCAGUCGGGGACAGCGGUGAAGAAGCCCGGAGAGUCCCAUACGGUGAAAUGCGCAGUCAGCGGUUUUAACGUUAUGGGCUAUAACAUGUUCUGGAUCCGGCAGGCUCCUGGGAAAGGGAUGGAGUGGAUAAUUCAUUAUUAUUCACCGUCCAGCAACAACUACGCCCCGGCAAUCCAGGAGCGAUUCACGGCCUCCAAGGACAGCUCCAAUUUCUACCUGCACAUGAGCAGCCUGAAACCCGAGGACACCGCGGUGUAUUACUGUGCGAGAGACACACAGCGAGGGGAAACCUAUGAUGCUUCAUAUAAAAACCCAGCGAUCUGA